Colletotrichum truncatum is the source of this 1605-nucleotide messenger RNA. RefSeq names its product cytochrome p450. Gene Ontology annotation, molecular function: iron ion binding; oxidoreductase activity, acting on paired donors, with incorporation or reduction of molecular oxygen; heme binding. NCBI's taxonomy places the organism in Eukaryota, Fungi, Ascomycota, Sordariomycetes, Glomerellales, Glomerellaceae. The record is from RefSeq and is a predicted model, not a curated record.
AUGUUUGGCGUCUCGAACUGGCUCAUCGCGGCCUCCGUGGCUCUCGCUACGGCGGUUUAUUGGCUGUCCAAAGCCGUUCAUAUGCGUCUGCGCUUCAGAGGGCUGCCUCAACCACCGAAGCACUCUUGGAUCUGGGCUCAUACAACUAUCUGGGAAGAGACUGCCGCCAAGCUACCACUGUUCACUCAUCCUCAACAUGUCUACACCUAUAUGGCUCAGAAGUACAACCUUGGCGGUAUUUUCUAUGUCGACAUGUGGCCUUUCGUCGAGUCGCAGGUUGUCAUCACCGACCCUGACGCCGCCCAGCUCGUCCUGACGACAAACCCCUACCCCAAGCACCCGACCAUUGAGAAGUUCCUUCGACCUUUCACCGGCCCGGACAGCAUCGCCGCUUCUAACGGUGAAAGGUGGAAGUACAACCACCGCAUGGUCGGUUCCGGUUUCACCCCCACCUACGUGAAGCCAAUGGCUGGCAUGAUCGCCGAACAGGUGCUCAUCUUCCACGAGCGCCUGCGCGGGUUUGCCGAGAAGAACGAACCGUUCAAUAUGGAGGAAGAAGCGGCCAAGACAAUCUUUGACGUUGUCGGAAAAGUUGUUUUCGGGUUCUCCUUGGAGGCGCAGACCACUGGUUCUCCUCUCUUGGAAGAUUUAAGAGCAUCAAUUAACCCCGCUACGACCUUUAUCAGCACAUGGAACCCAUGGACGAAACGCAAGGCUGAAAAGGGCUUACAAGCGCUCAAGGACCGCGUGAGGAAGACCUUGGCAGACGAGAUGAAAGAACGCUUGAGGAUUUUACAAGAUGAGAAGGAGUUGCCGAGUAGGCGGCAGGUUAAGAGUGUUUUGGACAGGAUUGUGCUUGACAGAAUCCAAAGCGGCCCUGGAGCGACGCUUGAUGAUGCCUUCAUUGACACCGCCGUUACGAAUCUCAAGGCCCUCCUGCUCGGAGGUCACGGUACCACGACUGAUACCUUUACCUGGAUAACAAUGUUCUUAUCCCUUUACCCCGACAUUGUCGAUCGUCUUCGCAAGGAACAUGAUGCUCACUUCUCCCCGGACCUCGAUGCCACCGUUGAGAUGCUCGUCGCGAAUCCGAACAAGACGAAUGAUAUGGAAUUCACCAAUGCCGUCAUCAAAGAAACACUUCGCUUCUUUCCUAUCGGCUUUACCAUUCGACAAGCCCCCAAAGGUGUCACUCACCUGGAUUGGAACGGUCGGCAUUGGCCCGUUAAGAAUGUCAUGGUGAUCCCCUGCGCACACUCGACGCACAUGGACCCUAAGGUGUGGGGCGAGGAUUCAAAGAGUUUCCGACCUGAUAGAUUCCUUGGGGAGGAGGCCAAGGAUAUGCAUCGCUUUGCGUGGAGGCCAUUCGAGCGUGGACCUCGAGCUUGCAUUGCUCAAGAUCUUGCCAUGGAUGAGCUGCGCAUCUUGUUGUUGUUGACAGUGCGAUGGUUCGACUUUGAGACUUUGGUCAAUGGCACGUCGGAGAGAGUCAUGUACAUGGACCUCGAUAACAAAGUCGGCGAUCUUGCAUUCCAAAUGGUUGGCAUGGAGGCCCGUCCAAGACAUGAUAUGAAAAUGAAGGUCAAGGUGCACGAAAGAAAGUAA